AUGAACGAGCAAACUAAGAUGUCUGGCGAGAUGACAGUUACAGUCGAUGAUGGAGCCAACGGUGGAUCACCCACACCUGACGCCAAAAGACGAGAACUCGAAGAAGAAUUUAAUGUGCAGAGAGCAAAGAUGAAAGAGCUUUUUUUACAGAAAGAAGAAGACAUGCGAAAAAUGGUGGUGGAAAGAGAGCAGUUACAGUCGGAGGUCUUGGGGCUUCGUGCAGCACUCCAACAGUUGCAGACGCUCAGCGAGAAUCAGAAGUCAGAAAUACAGAAUCUACAGCUUCUUGUCACUGAGACGGUGGAAGCGUCUUCUUCCGGUACGGAGGAGAUGCGCCGCCUUCGCGCCAGGAAUCUGGAGCUGGAACAGCAGCUCAACCAGCUCAGGCAGCAACAGGAGAUGUCUCUCGCUCCGGCCACCUUCGUGCGCUCGCUCGCCCGGAAGCUGGGGGCCGACACCGAGACAGAGCAGCCCCCGCGAAAGAACAUUGAAGACAGCGAACUGAUGAGCUCCAUAAUCCAGCCACUAGAGAUGGAAAUAUCGGCGCUGAAGAACAAGCUAAGGGAGACGGAUGCCCAACUACAGGAGGCCUUGAAAGCGAAGGCUACACCUACCGCAACUCCCGUGUCGACCGGCUCGAGUGGCGACGGAAAGCUGGAGACAGACGCGGCGCGACAGUGCGACAUGUGCGCUAACUACGAGCGACAGCUGGUGGCCGAGCAGGGGCGGGCGGACGCUGCGCGGGAGCGAGCGAGACAGCUGGAGCAGGCGCUCAAGCUGGCCACGGAGGAGCUGGAGGGGGUGCGCGCCAUCCACGAGGAGACGGUGCGCGGCAGCGGCGCGUGGCGCGGCGAGGGCGCGGCGCAGCUGGCGGCGCUGGCCGAGCGGCUGCGCCGGGCCGAGGCGGCGCAGCGCCGCGCAGAGGACGCCGCCGCCGACCACCACCGCCGCGCGCUGCACAUGGUCACCACGCUCACCGUCGACCGCGAGACGCUGCAGCGCAAGCUCGACGCAUUAGAACGAGACAAUGCAAUGUUGGUCGGUCAGUACACAAAGAAGGCGGCUGAAAUGCAGAACGAGAUAAUAAAUUUGCCAGACAAUGUCGAGGAGCUGCAGGAGCAGCAGCUGCGGCUGCGCGAGCAGCUGAUCGUGUGCCAGGUGGGGCGCGAGGAGGCGGCCGCGGCGGAGGCCGAGCUGCGCGCCCAACUCCUCGAGCACGGCGCGCUCUUCCACCGCCAGGAGGGGGCGCUGGCCGCCGCCACGGCGCAGCUGCGCGACGCCAAGGAGGAGCUGGACAGGCUACAGACGGAGCGCGAGCAGAUGAAAGAGCUCGGCGACAAGCUGCGCCACUCCAACGACAUGAUCGAGCAGCUACUCGAAGACAAGAAAAAUCUGCAGAGCGAGGUGAGCGAAAUGCGCGGGCGGGUGCACGCGCUGCAGCAGGAGUUGGACAACAGUGAGAAGGUGCAGCAGGACUUUGUGCGCCUCUCGCAGUCACUGCAGGUGCAGCUGCAGCGGAUUCGCGAAGCGGACACGGAAGUGCGGUGGCAACACGACGAGGACGUCAACGAGUGCCCGAGCUGCCACACGCAACUCCCCAAUAGCAAGAAGAAGGUGCACUGCCGCCACUGCGGGCGCAUCUUCUGCGGCGCGUGCGUGGCGCACGUGGUGGCGAGCGGGCCGCGCGGGGCGCCGGCGCGCGUCUGCUCCGUCUGCCGCACGCUGCUGCAGCCGCACUCCGCGCCCUACUUCAGCACCGACCCGCCCCACUCGCCCGAC
Messenger RNA from Iphiclides podalirius (scarce swallowtail), 1779 nucleotides. The record is from the annotation of a GenBank genome assembly. NCBI's taxonomy places the organism in Eukaryota, Metazoa, Arthropoda, Insecta, Lepidoptera, Papilionidae.